Molecule: messenger RNA, 2844 nt
Organism: Cuscuta epithymum
Lineage: Eukaryota; Viridiplantae; Streptophyta; Magnoliopsida; Solanales; Convolvulaceae
Source: the annotation of a GenBank genome assembly
GAAGCCACGAAACGCAUCGCCGCACCCACAACACUAGGCAACUCCAAAUUUUUCCAUCAGCAAAGAACCUUUCGAGUACAUAAAACUACCAAUCAACAAUGGAAGCAAGAAUAUUAACCCAAAAAAGCUAUUCCAUUUGCUUGUAUGGGAUAUCAGUAGCUUCAAAAAACGUGUACGAAUAGGUAUUGUACAUGGUUCAAAUUGGACAAAACUCCUGAGAUGUAAAGUCUAUUUCGCCCUUUGCACUGUCUGCCUUUUUGGGAUAGCAAAUUCUGGUGAUGUUUGGCAACACCCUCCAUUGACAAUUGUCACAUUCCCCAAAAAUUUGCUCAGUUGUUCAUCAUUCCUCACUGCCAAUUGAAUGUGCCUGGACACAAUACGAGUGUUCUUGUUAUCCAUAGCAGCAUUGCUGGCCAAUUUCGACUGAUUUCGCUGCCUUAGGCUUUUCUCUGCCGGCGAUGGCGGCACCUUUGCCUAAACCCUAAAGACAACUUGCGAAGGCUGAACUUCGAUUAAAAUGCUUUUAUAUUUUUAGGCAUAAAUGGGGGUGAAUAUGAUGCUGACCUGGACACCAUUAUUUACCACAUCAGCGAUUAUUUAACACUUUUUUUUCGAGUUUAUAUUCCUUUGAGCUUUCAUCUCAUUUUCCUCUUGACCAAACACAAACAUGUACCAAAAUCCCCUAGCUGCUCAUCUGGUAAACCAAACACGGCCUAAGCGAUUAGAAGCGGCGACAGGGAGAUAUGGACAAGUCAUUUUCUUGGGCGUGCAGUCCAGACGGGCCCCACCUAUCCAAUAGUUUGCGGCCACGUGGGUUUGACCACCCUGUAAAGGUUUCGCCACUAGAAAAGAUGAAUCCACCAUCUUACUUCUCCCCCCUCACGUCCAUCGGCGGCAGUUCACCGGGAUCUGUAAAUUUAUCGCCGGAACGUUCCACUACUUCUACCCACUCUCCCCUUUUACCCUCCAGUAUGCUCUCGCCUGUGGGAGGACUGUAAUUGCAUUUAACUAUCGGUCAAUUGCGCUGGAGAUUUGGGUGAAGUGCGAGGAACUGAGAGAUGUACGUCGUCCCCCCUCCAAAAGGGUCCGAUCCACCAUCUGGAUCCACCAACGGGUCGGACGAUUUACGAAUUUACCAGACAUGGAAAGGCAGCAAUAGAUUUUUUCUUCAGGGAAGGUUUAUAUUUGGACCGGAUGCCAGAUCAUUAGUGUUGACCAUUUUCCUUAUUGUAGCCCCUGUUGCAGUUUUCUGUGUCUUUGUUGCUAGAAAGCUUUCUGAUGAUUUUCCUAAUGACUGGGGAAUUUCAAUUAUGGUUGUGGCAGUGGUAUUUACAUUUUAUGUUUUGGUUCUUCUCCUACUAACUUCCGGAAGAGAUCCGGGAAUAGUUCCACGUAACGCACACCCUCCAGAACCAAAAGACUUUGAUGGAAACACCACUGAAGUUGGUGGACAAACCCCACAGCUACGCCUACCUCGGAUUAAAGAGGUUGAGGUUAAUGGAAUUACUGUGAAGGUCAAAUAUUGUGACACCUGCAUGCUUUACAGACCACCGCGCUGCUCUCAUUGUUCGAUAUGCAACAAUUGCGUUGAAAGAUUUGACCACCAUUGCCCUUGGGUCGGGCAGUGUAUUGGGCUGAGGAACUACCGGUUCUUUUUCAUGUUUGUCUGCUCCACCACGCUUCUUUGUAUAUAUGUAUUUGGUUUCUGCUGGGUCUACAUUAAAAGGAUCAUGGGUGCUGAAGAGACGACAAUAUGGAAGGCAAUGAUCAAAACCCCAGCUUCUAUGGUUCUAAUAGCUUACACCUUUAUUGCAGUGUGGUUUGUUGGUGGUCUUACUGCGUUCCAUUUAUACCUCAUCAGUACAAAUCAGACAACAUAUGAGAACUUCAGAUACCGGUACGACAGGCGAGCGAACCCAUACAACAAAGGAGUGGUGCAGAACUUCAUGGAGAUAUUUUUUACUGCUGUCCCUCCAUCAAAAAACGAUUUCAGGGCAAAGGUACCUAGGGAUCCUGCAAUACCUGCCCGACACACCUCUGUGGGGGGGUUUGUGAGUCCAAAUAUGGGCAAGGCUGUGGACGACAUAGAGAUGGGAAGGAAAGCAGUUUGGGGUGGUGGUGAUGUUGGGCCCCACGAAGGUGGUGGUCAACUAAGUGACAACAACGACAUCAAGGAGAUAAGAACAACGGUUGAUGAAGGUGACCGAGCAGCGAUGCAUCAUCCACGGCGGUCAAGUUGGGGAAGGAAAAGCGGGAGCUGGGAGAUGUCACCAGAAGUUCUUGCUUUGGCGUCUAGAGGAAUGGGAGAACCCAACCCGAUGGGUGGUAGCGGUGGCAGUGGAGGCUAAAGUGCUUUAAAGCUGUGAUCAACAUCAGUAUACUAGUGGGCAUGGUGUGGGAAACCUUUUCUGUAUAAUGAUGAUGUCUGACAUUUGGAAACUUUAUCACAACGAUCAAGUUGUUGCUGUUGUUGUGCAUUAGGAAGCUGAUAGGUUGUGGAGCAAGUUCUUGAUCCAUGUUCUGUAUCUUAUUUGUGUCAAAGUAGUUUCUUUAUCACUUGCGAAAUCCCAUCCCUUCCUCGCCAGUCACCACUCAUGGUUGCAUGAAGUAGAAAAAUUAUACGGGGGAACUCUGCAGAUCAUAGUGUUUGCAAUUAUGUUAUGUGCUUUGUAGUAUGAAAUGACAGUAAAUUAAUUGUGCACAAUGGAAAUCACGCACUUGUCUGUGAUGGUGGAUAGGCGGUUCUGGUCUCAUUGUGAGUUGAACUAUCUUUUUUCUUCAAUUCUCCGGUCUUUUAUGUGAUGUGUUGAAUACCAAAUCCUUUAAAUCACUGGUUGACGGUUG